AAUUCCGUGGCAGUUACAAAGCGAACUGGCUGCCAAGAUGGAGAGCAGGGAACAAAUGGCCUUGACCUUCUAUAAUCCUAAGGUUCCCAAAAUUAAGGGGAACCGGCACUACCAAAGGCCUACCCUCCCCGUCAACAAAUAUCCGAAUGCCUCAAUGCCACCCCAGAGGCGGCAGCAGCAUGUGAAUCAGACACACAUCUACAUCCGAACGUUCUGUGGCAGCCUGUGUGGUUUUGGUUUCCUAAUGGUGAUCUGCAUGUCCCCACUGAACUGGGUGAGGUUCCUGGUGAUCAAGAAUGGCUUUGAGCUCUACGAAGGACUCUGGAUCACAUGCAACUAUGAGCUGUGCUGGAGCCACACACCCAAACCACCCUAUUACCUUCAAUAUUCCAGGACUUUCUUCCUCAUCUCUAUCUUCUCCAUACUCGUUGCCCUUGGCUGGCUCAUCAGCUCUUGCCUGCCUGGAAGAGGAAGUACGACCACCAACUUCGAUCUGAAGGUAUCCAUACUGAGCUUCAUCUCAGCCAUCUCCUUGCUCCUCUGCCUUAUCCUGUUUCUGGCACAGAUUUACAGGCAUACUAAGGAUGCCUUGGAGCCAGAUCUCCUAUGGGCCUAUCAUAUUAAUUGGUGGAGUGACUUCUUAUUCACGUUUUCUGGGAUCAUGUCCUUCCUCAACUACAUAACUUUCAGAUUUCCUCCCCUUGAUCAAAAUGUCACCACGAGUCCCACGGAGAAGUCAAGGCUGGGGGUUGGUCCAGUGACCAAAGAAUUACCUGCUGAAGAUGAAGGGUUAAGGUCUGAUAUGGAAGCUCCAACUGAGGAAGACAAAACAGCCCCCGAAGCAGAACCGGGAUGGUGAUAGGAAAACCCAACUACUGCUUGUUUUAAAAACAGAAGAGAGGCUGAGUUGGAAAUGAUUUUGUAGAUCCUAGGAAACUCUCCUAAUGUUAUAUCCAUGCUAUUGAAGGAGAUAGCAGUAAAGCUAUCUUUUGUGUGCACUGGAUCCAAAAUAUGUAUUAUAGAAAUGUAAAGAAAAUAAUAAAAAUCCACUUAAGAAAAAAAAU
Molecule: messenger RNA, 1064 nt
Organism: Panthera uncia (snow leopard)
Lineage: Eukaryota; Metazoa; Chordata; Mammalia; Carnivora; Felidae
Product: transmembrane protein 202-like
Exons: 5
Coding region: 38-859 (273 amino acids)
Cellular component (GO): plasma membrane
Source: RefSeq, a predicted model, not a curated record